CCUCCUGUAUGAAAUAAGGUGCCCAACUGUUCUGAUAUUACCAUUCAAAAACAGGUUCUGUGGUGAACCUCAUUUGUGAAUCUAUUACAGAGAUUAAUAGAUUAUUUCUCCCUUUUCAACUAAUUCUCAGUGGGGAAAUUUAACCAUAUGGUAAGGAGAGAAUUAGAAUUUCAUCACAUUAGAGCGAAAUAUAAUGAAAAGAGUCCAACACCUGGGGCCAACUCCGAAAGCCACAAUUAAAAGGUUUUUAAUGAAACCAGAAAAAACCCAAACUACACAGUCUUUAGUAAUUCUGCCCCACCAGAGAGACUUACUGGAGAUGUUGGGGAAUAUUGUUUUUACUUAUGUUCUAAGGAUGAAAACUAGCCGCAAAUACCAUGUGCUUUGAGAGACUGAACUCGGAAGCGCGAGGACCGCGUGUAUGGUCCCCAUGCGGAGAGCACUUGUUUUCAUAAUUCUGCCCUGAACUAACCCUCCAGGAACAGCCCAGAUGGAUCCAGAUGUCCCCAAAGGGCUUCGGAGCAGCGGCGGUUACGUUUGCGGCUAAAUAAUUAUGCACGAAUGCCCCCACUUGGUGUGUGAGAGGAUUGGACUCUCUCUGUUCACUCUUGCGAAGCAACUGGAUUUAAAUCUUGAGGAAAGUUUGAGACUAGUUUCUUUCUGCCCGUGAAGCUGUGCGCUUCUGUCGCCACCGCCUCAGCACUGUGUGUGGACGGUUGCAAAAAGCCCUCCCCCCAACCCACCCCUUCGACUUUCAAAUCAAACGGGCUAUGUGAGCAACUUGAUCAUCAUUUUAGUGCUUUACUUUUAAUUUUUCGCCUCUGUGUAGGAAAUGGGCGGUGGAGGGGUGUGGGGAAAAGUCUUGGUGGGGAGGAAAUCUGGGUUCGCUCUUGCUUUGCUCACAUUCUAGCUGAAAAUCUAGAGUAAAUUCGGAGCAAGCCAUCAGGGACAUCAUUCCCCCACCCUCCACCCCCACCCCCCAGGUCCCAUCUCUAAAUGCAGACAUGCUAUGAACAGGGUGGAAUGUAAUUCUCUCCUCAGAGGGUAACUGAGCAAGCUGAGACAGUAGUGGUGAGUGAAGGGUAGUGGGGGUGGGGCGCCGUGGGGGCGGGUGGGGGUGUCUGCUUUCCACCGAACUCCCAGCCUUUGCCGCCGAUCUACAAUUUGCUGAAGGAGCAAAGAACAUCCUCGGCUCUAAGUAGGGCUUUUAGUGUGCUCAUUGAUGAGUGAAAGUCGCCACACAUGUCAAGCUAAAGGCAGUUGUUGGGUUACUAACAGGACCCAGCGCCUUGCAAACAUAUGCGCUAAGCUGUGUAUACAGAUGGCAGGCAGAAUAAUGGAGCAGGCGCCUUUUAUAAAGCUCUGGCUGCUGCCUGUCUUCAGACCUGGGAAAUGAAACUAUUCAGACUCGCGGCCAGAUAGCGCCUGCGAUUGUUUGUUACCGUUUUAAUCCUAUUAAUUAAAACGUUAACCUGAUUGGGUAGAAAGCGCUGUCCCAACAGGCGAGUCUUCUUCAUAAUAACCUACUCAGAGAUAAUGAUGUAAAAGACUCCCCCGUCUGUGGCGGCGGCUGGUUGAUGGGUCCGGAAAUCUCUUGAAGGUGAAUCCAAGCAAGAUAAACGGUGCGGAGAGGAGGCGCGGGGCUGGACUCAGAGCGGCGGCGGCGGCGGCAGCUCCACUCCCUCCGCGACAACCCUCCCACCAUGAGGGGCCGCGGCCCAUGGUGAGCCCCAGCAGCCAGCACCGUCGGCUGGAGACGAAGAAGAAGAAGAAGAGGAGGCGGCGAGCGCGGGGGAAGGCGAAAAAGAAAAAGAAAGAAGGGGACAGAGCUGCGGGCAGCGCGGGGACCGACGCGCGCAGCAGCUUCGGAGCCCGGCUGGUGCGCGUCUGUGCGGCCGCCUGACUCCCGAGCCCAGGCAGUGGCCGUGCCGGGCUGCAGGGCGGGCCAUGGCGAUGGAGCGCGGGCUGCACCUCGGCGCAGCGGCCGCGAGCGAAGACGACCUCUUCCUGCACAAGAGCCUGGGCGCCUCCACCGCCAAGCGCCUGGAGGCAGCUUUCCGCUCCACGCCCCCGGGCAUGGACCUGUCCCUAGCACCGCCGCCUCGUGAACGCCCGGCGUCCUCGUCCUCGUCACCUCUAGGCUGCUUCGAGCCGGCUGACCCCGAAGGGGCCGGGCUGCUGCUGCCGCCGCCCGGAGGAGGCGGCGCGGGCGGCGGUGGCGGCGGCGGCGGCGGGAGUGUCCCUGGGCUCCUCUUGGGCUCAGCGGGCGUGGGGGGCGACCCGAGCCUGAGUAGCCUACCGGCGGGGGCUGCCCUGUGCCUCAAGUACGGCGAGAGCGCUGGCCGCGGCUCGGUGGCCGAGAGCAGCGGCGGAGAGCAGAGCCCCGACGACGACAGCGACGGCCGCUGCGAGCUGGUGCUGCGAGCCGGGGGCGCCGACCCGCGGGCAUCCCCGGGAGCGGGGGGCGGCGGAGGCGCCAAGGUGGUGGAGGGCUGCUCCAACGCCCACCUGCACGGCAGCGCGGGCCUCCCCCCGGGGGGCCCUACGGGCGGCGGCGGCAGCAGCGGCGGCGGCAGCGGCGGCAGCGGUGGCGGUGGCGGCAGCAGCAAGAAAUCCAAAGAGCAGAAGGCGCUGCGCCUCAACAUCAACGCCCGCGAGCGCCGGAGGAUGCACGACCUGAACGAUGCUCUGGACGAGCUGCGCGCGGUCAUCCCUUACGCGCACAGCCCCUCGGUGCGGAAGCUCUCCAAGAUCGCCACGCUGCUCCUCGCCAAGAACUACAUCCUCAUGCAGGCGCAGGCCCUGGAGGAGAUGCGGCGCCUAGUCGCCUACCUCAACCAAGGCCAAGCCAUCUCAGCCGCCUCCCUGCCCAGCUCAGCGGCCGCUGCGGCGGCGGCCGCUGCCCUGCACCCCGCGCUUGGCGCUUACGAGCAGGCGGCCGGUUACCCGUUCAGCGCUGGGCUACCCCCGGCUGCUUCCUGCCCUGAGAAGUGUGCCCUAUUCAACAGCGUCUCGUCCAGUCUCUGCAAACAGUGCACGGAGAAGCCUUAAACAUUCCCUCCCUCUCGAAAGCCUCGAGACCGACCCUAGAGCUAGAGGAAAGCGAGAAGAUGCUCCCCACCCCUUUUAUUUUGGUCCUCUCCUAGUUGUGAAACAUUUGCAGGGCAAACAAAGCAGAGGCAGCAACUGAGAAGUAUCAGAGACAAACUGGACUUUCAGCCUUGGCAUGCCCUGAAUCUCGGUCUUUGGGGUGGGGAGGAGGGAGGGGAGAGGGAGGUUGAGUUGGGAUGGAGUGUGGAUGUCUUUUUUCCCUCAGAAAAGUGGCAACUUCAGUGACAACCCAGACUUCGAGGAAGCAGUCUUCUUUGAAGGUGAAAAAUAAGUUGAAAAGUAGUGCUUGUUUAUUGGACGUGAAAAGUACUGAAUGGCAAAAUACUAAUCCUACUAAGAGUUGCUAAUUUGGCUAGUGCUGAAGGGCAGAGGACUCCUGGGUUGAAAGGCAUGGGGACAGAAUAUUCAUUCAGACAAAUCAGAAAGGGCACUCGAAAAUAAAUUUUGAUUCUGAGCCAGGAGAAAAACUUGAAAUGCAGACUUAAGUGGAGGGAAAAGCAGAGAGAGACACAUUGCUAUGAACGACUUGCAUUUUUUAUUGUCUCUGAACUUAAAAAAAAAAAAAACGUGAAAAUGCUCAAAGUUUUGGGGAGAGUGAUAUAAAAAGCAGGUUGUGGCUGAAAGAAUUGCUUUUAAAAUAUUUAUGUGCACCUUGUUACUUUUUACUCUGCAAUGAUGUAUUAACAAUUCAUGAUAUUUAUUUGUUAUUCUUCAAUGAUCCACAUCAACAGUAUUUAUUAUGUGUUAAGGUCUUGGGUCUUAUGUGAAGAUAUUUUUUAUUGCUUCCAAAAUUCUGUUUUAUAUAUUAACUUACACUGUGUGCCAAGUGUUUAAAGGUUUAUUUGCCAACAAGUUUGAAGAGAAAUAUUGAUGUAUCUGAGCUGCUUAGGUUUUGGAAAGGUCACCUGGAUAUUUUCAGUUGCAUCAUCCCUGUAUUUAAAUUGAGCUUUAAUAAAUUGCUUCAGUCCAAAAAUUACAGGAAAGGUGUUUCUUAAUUGAUGAAUGAAUUGAUUUGUUUUUCAAAAGGGGACCUAUUUGCAUUCCAAAAGGAAAAAAACAUCACAGCAAUAGAUCUUGUAAGUAAGAACAUGCUAGGCAAAUAUAUUUUCCAGGUUGUGCUGUGCAUUUUAAAGGGUCUAAUUUAAUUGCUUUUAAUAUAGAUGUACAUAUAUAAGUUAUUUUAACUGUGAAGACUUAUUACGUUAAAAGACUGCUUUGAUUUGCUUAUGGUGUGAAAUCAUUUGUUAUUUUUCUAAAAAAUAUAAAAAUUUAAAAGAAAUGAAAUAAAGCUAAGGAAGAGCAAGAAGCUGUUUACCCAAAGUGAGCUUUCAGUUUUAGUUUGCAUGGCUAUCUGCCUGCCUUUCAUCCUAUGAAAAUCCAGAAAAACCUCUUAAGAAAUGGAGUCUUGCUGUUUUCCACUCCUUACAGAUAAUACAAAUUCAGUUUGUCAGGUUGGGUGAUGAUUUCAGAGCUGUGAUGGAUCUGUUGGUGGGUUUUGGAUGUGUAAAGAAUGAAAUAUAUAUAUAUAUAUAUAUUAAAUAGGUCAAUCAGACUAUGACAGCUAUGUACGACCAUUUGUAUGUGUAUCUAUGUCAGAAAGAAUCUUUAUUAAAAUAUUUUGAUCAAACA
Peromyscus leucopus (white-footed mouse) is the source of this 4740-nucleotide messenger RNA. RefSeq names its product basic helix-loop-helix family member e22 (gene Bhlhe22). The transcript has a single exon. Gene Ontology annotation, molecular function: protein dimerization activity. The coding region runs from base 1948 to 3051 and encodes 367 amino acids. The record is from RefSeq and is a predicted model, not a curated record. Lineage: Eukaryota; Metazoa; Chordata; Mammalia; Rodentia; Cricetidae.